AUGGAAGAAGCAAACCAGUCUGUGGUGCAUGAGUUCAUUUUUCAGGGACUUUGUAACUCAAAGGAGCUACAGAUCUUCCUCUUCCUCUCAUUCUCCAUACUCUACUUGAUGACUGUGGUGGGGAACCUAUUUGUUGUGCURUUAAUCAUCACCGACCCCCAUCUUCAUUCCCCCAUGUACUUCCUGUURGCUAAUCUCUCCUUUGUUGACUUCUGCCUUUCCUCAGUCACCACCCCUAAACUGACCACAGACCUCCUAAAGGAAAAGAAGACCAUUUCUUUUGGGGGAUGCAUGAGCCAGAUCCUCUGUGUGCAUUUCUUUGGAGGAGGUGAAAUGGUGCUUCUUGUGACAAUGGCCUAUGACCGUUAUGUGGCCAUCUGCAAACCACUCCAUUACUCCAGCGUCAUGGACAGACAAAAGUGCAUCUGGCUAGUUUUGAUAUCAUGGAUCAUUGGCUUUGUGCAUGCCAUGAGUCAACUGAUUAUGAUUUUGGAGCUGCCCUUCUGUGGUCCCAGAGUAGUAGACAGCUUUUUCUGUGAUAUUCCUUUAGUGCUUAAAUUAGCCUGCACGGACACUAAUACUUUGGGAAUGCUGAUAAAUGCAGACAGUGGUAUUUUGGCAACAACUUGCUUCAUUGUUUUGCUGGUGUCCUACACCUAUAUCCUGUUAACUGUCCGCCUUCACUCUGAAGGUGGUGCCUCAAAGGCCCUGUCGACCUGCACUUCCCACAUCAUAGUGGUGGUGUUGUUCUUUGGACCCUGCAUCUUCAUCUAUCUGUGGCCAGUCAGCAUCACUUGGGUGGACAAGUUUCUAGCUGUGUUUUACACAGUAAUCACACCUYUGCUUAACCCAGCCAUAUACACGCUGAGAAAUAAAGAUAUUAAGAAAGCCACAAAGAAACUAGUGAAUCAGCACGUGAAAAAGAAGGUGGUAAAUGAACUUAUUAGAAAUCUCCCAAUAUGGUUCAGUGAUUUCUAA
Urocitellus parryii (Arctic ground squirrel) is the source of this 978-nucleotide messenger RNA. RefSeq names its product olfactory receptor 4K15-like. Gene Ontology annotation, biological process: G protein-coupled receptor signaling pathway. The record is from RefSeq and is a predicted model, not a curated record. Lineage: Eukaryota; Metazoa; Chordata; Mammalia; Rodentia; Sciuridae. Gene Ontology annotation, molecular function: olfactory receptor activity; G protein-coupled receptor activity. Gene Ontology annotation, cellular component: membrane.